Messenger RNA from Drosophila obscura, 1208 nucleotides. It is a transcript of the gene Dic3, whose product is annotated as mitochondrial dicarboxylate carrier. NCBI's taxonomy places the organism in Eukaryota, Metazoa, Arthropoda, Insecta, Diptera, Drosophilidae. The record is from RefSeq and is a predicted model, not a curated record. The transcript has 2 exons. Bases 267 to 1139 code for a protein of 290 amino acids. Gene Ontology annotation, biological process: phosphate ion transmembrane transport; thiosulfate transport; oxaloacetate transport. Gene Ontology annotation, molecular function: antiporter activity; thiosulfate transmembrane transporter activity; succinate transmembrane transporter activity.
AGAAAAAUGGAGCAGUGGAAACGCCUUUGGCAGAAGGAACGAGAGGAUUCUAAAAAUAUAUAAGAGUACAAUUUCAUGCCAUCUAAUUCCGUUCUGUAUAUCCUUGAAGUUUACGGGGCACACAAAUUUCCCCUCACCAGCUGAGGCGGCCUGGAGAGAGACGGAAUCCAAAAUCCAAAAUCCAGAUUUGUAGUAUUUUUGUACUAUGUGGAAAUCGGUAGACGGAUGCCACAUAACGCAAUAAAUAGUUGAGAAUCCACCGAUCCAUGUCAGAUAUCGACAAGCAGCGUCUGCCGCGAUGGUGGUCGGGCGGAGUCUGCUCCGCCAUUGCAGUGACAACCACGCAUCCGCUGGAUCUGGUUAAGGUGCAGCUGCAGACGCAGGCGCAGGGCGAUCAGGUGUCGGUUGGCCGGGUCAUAUCGAACAUCUACAAGCGGGGCGGCUUCACGGGCUUCUACAACGGCAUCUCUGCCUCCUGGUUCCGACAGCUAACCUACACGACGGCCCGCUUCGCCCUCUAUGAGUACGGCAAGAAGUUCGUGGACGCGAGCAAUGUCGUUGCCAAGGUGCAGCUUGCGAUUUUUGCCGGGAUAUUGGGCGGAAUUGUGGGUGUCCCGGGAGAUGUGGUCACUGUUAGGCUUCAGAACGACAGCAAGAUGCCGCCGGAGAAGAGGCGAAACUACAAGCACGUCUUCGAUGGCCUGUACCGCAUACAGAAGGAGGAGGGCGUCAAGAGUCUCUUUCGGGGCGCCGUGCCCGCUGUGACCCGAGCCGUGGUCCUGACAAUCGGCACUAACGCGACCUACGAUCAGGUGAAGCAGAUAAUCCAGGGCACCUUCGGCACAGAGGAGGGUCUGCCCCUGCACUUUCUCACCUCCACGAUAGCCGGCUGCAUUGGCACCAUCAUGACACAGCCCAUCGACGUGAUCAAGACCAGAUACAUGAAUGCCAAGCCGGGCGAGUACUCCGGCCUUGGUGCGGUGGUCCUUAGCAUCUUCAAGCAGUCGCCGUUGGCAUUCUACAAGGGCUUUAUUCCGGCCCUGUUGCGAGUGAGUCCCAACACGAUAAUCACCUUCAUGCUGUACGAGCAGGCGCGUCUGCGCUUUGGCUACCUUCCGCCGAACGCCAAAAAGGAAUAGAAUCGAUCAUCCAGGGCCUCCCAUUUCGACAUGUAACUCAAAUUUUAAGUAAACCGAAACCCCUGUCGU